Chelonus insularis is the source of this 3856-nucleotide messenger RNA. It is a transcript of the gene CrebA, whose product is annotated as Cyclic-AMP response element binding protein A. Gene Ontology annotation, molecular function: cAMP response element binding; DNA-binding transcription factor activity, RNA polymerase II-specific. Gene Ontology annotation, biological process: regulation of transcription by RNA polymerase II. NCBI's taxonomy places the organism in Eukaryota, Metazoa, Arthropoda, Insecta, Hymenoptera, Braconidae. The record is from RefSeq and is a predicted model, not a curated record. Bases 1493 to 2770 code for a protein of 425 amino acids. The transcript is spliced from 8 exons.
GUUUUUGUUUACAUUCAUUACAAGUUCAUUCUAUCUCAAAGCCGUAAAAGCUGACAUUUUUGGAGCAGAAAGAACGGACAAAAAUGAAAAAUUGUACAAGAUUCAGUCAUGUACCUAAAAUCUUUCUUAUUUAUUCUUAUAGGUUGAAAUUUACAGGUAGAAAUGUACAGGUAGAAACUUGGAGCAUAAUGUUGCAACAAAAAUCUUCCUAAUUGUUAGUAAAAAAAAUCAGUUUUUCUAUUCAUAGUAAGCUUGCUGUGCACUAGGAAUGAGCAAGCAUGAUGCGAUAAGUGCUACGCUUAUGAACAUGGGUAGAAAAAAUUUUUAAGGGCAUGUUAAAGCCAUUUGUAUUCAUCUCGGGGCUGUAUUACGAAGUUUAUCCUAUUGUCAUCAAGGAUUCAUGGGUUUUGAAGAGAAAAUUGACAGUCCCAACCUCCAGGACCUAAGUUUUAAAAAUUCAGCCAUUCCAAGAAGUGAAAACUGACCAUUUUUCAGGUCUAAAAAAGAUGAUUUCUCCUACUACCUUUUUUUGAAGCUUGAAAAUUCACCAUUCAUGAGUUCAAUAAGAUGUAUUAAAAUCGAUGGCCCGCAUUAGUUUUCACUUCGUGCCCGCAUCCAAAAAAAGAAAAAAAAUAUAACAAAAUGUUAUCUCUGUCUGAUAUCUUUGAAUUCAAUUCUUACAAGUGGUUUUUACAUGAGUACCUUGAAAUACGUGUAAUGUAGCACGUGAGUUAAUUUUGGAGAAACGGAGUAAAAAAUAUUAAUAUAUGGAUGCAUAUGGAAUUGGAUUUUAAAAUAAUAUGAAAGAUGGAGUAAACAUCAUGUAGUUGAAAGACUUGAUCCAUCCGGCCGGCAUUAGUAGUGUUACUGCGCAUCUUUCUGCGCGUUUCAAAUGAAGUAUACCCAUCCACCCUCCAUAAACUUAGAGAUGCGUGCGCAUUACUUUAGAAUGUUUCGAUGUGAUAAGUAAAGUAGUAACAGGUGGUUCACGGUGGUUGGUGGAAUCUGUUGAAACUUAAGUACGACUGGGGAACCACGUGCAUGCAGAUGUUAUUGCAUUCGCGCUUCAAGUCUCGUGUGCGUUACACGGAAUUUGUGCUGUGACUGUUGAAAUUGUAACCUAGAUUCCUUCUAUAUACAAUUUAGUGUGAUCUAUAGUAUAUAAAAAUUCUGAACUUGGUGCAAUUUGAAUGGAAAUUGGAGUUUUAUUUUAAAAAAAUUUAAUAAUUACUGUGCGCGUGCGCAUUUUUCUAUUUGCAUCUUCGAGAGUUGCGGGUGUUGGCUGUUAUCGAUUAAAUUGUUUAUCUUUUGAAAGUUGUUAUUGUUUUAUAUGUGAUAUUAUGUUAAUUUGAUGGUUCAUUAUACUGAUUCUUAAACAACUUAAAUCUUUUUUAACAGAAGUUGACUUUUCGUGAAUAUCCAGGAAUGCAUAGGUUCUGUUUUUAAAGCUGUUGGACAAGGGAUAGAAAAUUUUGAGGGAAGGACACGAAAAAUGGAAUUUUACGACGUGGGAACCAGUGAUCUUCGAGAGUUAUGGGAAUCUUAUCUAGGAGAGCCCGUGCUUGGACAGGAUGUACUAAUGGCCAGUAAGGAUGAAGAAUGGGGAAAUAUACUUGGUGUUAAGGACAAAAUGACUUUAGAUGUAGUUUUAAGAGAUAGACUGAUGACUGAUGCAGCUCUUGGUGGACCAAAACCGAUAAAAACUGAACAUAGUUAUAGUCUCCUAGCUUACAGUCCACCUGCAAGUCCUGCUACUUCUGAAGAUCAUUCAAAUACACAACAUUCUUGUUCUAUGAAAGUAAACAACAAAACGUCGUCUACUGUUCCAGAGAAUCAUCGAGAAUAUACAUUACCAACUAGAAUCGAUGAUAUGGAAGAAGAAUGUUUUCCCGCUAUUUCAAUGAAUAAAGCAUCCAGUCACGGUCGUGUAUCUUCAUCAACAUUAUCAAUGACUUCUUCAGAUAUAAUAACAUCCAAGACUUCAAUAAAAAUGGAUGAAGACAUAGUGGAAAUAAAGCGCGAACCUACUUAUUCUUUGAGUAGUCCGGUAUAUGAACAGACAAACAGUGUUGAUAAUAAAAGUACGAUUAAAGUUAUUUCACCAGAUAGGCUUCAUUUCACUUCCAAUCACAUGUCUCAUACGAGUGAUAGUGAAGCAGAUGAUGAAGAAUAUUAUGAGAAUGCGGAUCUUGAAGAGUUAGAAACACAGUUAGAAAAUGAAAUUCCUAGUUCAAGUCAAGGUCUUCCACCAACACCACCGAGCAGCGCAAGUUCUGAUAGCGAAAGUACAGUUUCUGCUUCUUGUUCUCCUGUAAGAAGAAAUUCACAAAAUUCAGGACAAAAUAUUCAUGAAGUCUGUGGGUCAAGAUUAUAUACAGCUAGUGGACAAACACAUUCCGCACGACAGCCUAUUCAUACAUCAUUAAUUUCAUGUCAACCAAAAGGCUCAACGGGGGUUUUAGUAUUGACAGAAGAAGAAAAAAGAACUCUAAUUGCCGAAGGAUAUCCAGUUCCGACCAAGUUACCUUUAACAAAGCAAGAAGAAAAGUCACUAAAGAAAGUAAGAAGAAAAAUAAAAAAUAAAAUUUCAGCUCAAGAAUCAAGAAGAAAGAAAAAAGAAUAUAUGGAUGGUCUUGAAAGAAGAGUUACAAUGCUAACAAAUGAAAAUUUUUCUUACAAAAGCCGACUUUCCACGUUAGAAGACACUAACCGUGAAUUAUUAAAAGAAUUAGAACGUCUGCAGGCUCUAGUAGAGCGUCAAUCGUCUUAGAUAUUGAAAAUUCAAUUGAUAAUAGAUAGCGAGCAUAAAGUAGAUCAACGAAGAGAAUAUAAUUCACCAAAGGAACUCGAGUCUUCGUUAUAAUUACUUGACUGACAUAAAAUAAUUUAAUUGAAGAAUUAUUAUCAUUGUCUUCCUAGGGUAAUUUUCGCCGUUUAACAAAUUUUCAUCAAAUUAUUGACAUUUAUCAAUUUAUAUCGAUGCCUAGUCCAAAUGACACUGAAGAUAUUUUUAAAAAUAUGGUCAAUAUAUUCUGAUAAAUUUCCAGCAAUGGAAUAUCUACAAAUGAAUGAUAAUAAGUAAUUUAAAUCGUCCAUAGAAUAACAAUAUUUACAGAUCUUCAUAUAAUAUUAUUGUUGAUACUGAAACUGUACAAAUAGUAAAUACCAUUAUGAAGGCAUAUGAAAGUAUCAAUGUUUUUAUUGUAUUACAUGAGAAUAAAUUUUUUGAUAAAUUUUUAUCAAAAGAUAUUGUGUCUUGUAUCAAAAGUUUAAUCGUAGUUAGACAAAUACGUGCCUAAUCUAAAUUUGAUAAAAAUUUAUUUUUCGUUGGAAAUAUUAUUUAUCAAGGAUAAGAGAAGAUAAUGAAUAAUUAUUAGUUUAGGUAUAUAGUUAAUGAUUUUCACAGGUCGAGUGUAUAAUAUAGACGUUUGCCAAAUUAUAUAAGCAAAGUAAUUAUUAAAUUAAGUUGGGUUUGUGCAUUAAUUUAAUAAAAAUGUGCGAUUGAUGAUUAUUAAAAUCCACCAAUCUGUGGUGCUUAUAAUUAUAUACAAACUAUUUAAUUGUUUAUCAAUAACUAUUCAAAUGAUGCCAAGAAGCUAAUUAUUAUGCUCGCGUUAUCACCACUAAUUGUAUAUACAAAUGCAUGAGUUUACUCAGCUUGUUUCACUUUCAGUUAAAUAUUAUACACGUGAUAUGGAUAAUAUAUUUUUAAUGACAGGGUUGAGAAUAUUCAUGUUGAAUUCAUUAAUGAAUACCUACAAAUUUUAUCUUUGUUACUUGAGUCCGAACUUUUAAUUAAAGUUUCUUGCGGGCUUAGUUAUAACGAGAUUAAGAGACAAUUUGUAUAUUUACUUUU